Salvia hispanica is the source of this 1164-nucleotide messenger RNA. RefSeq names its product chloroplastic import inner membrane translocase subunit HP30-2-like. The record is from RefSeq and is a predicted model, not a curated record. NCBI's taxonomy places the organism in Eukaryota, Viridiplantae, Streptophyta, Magnoliopsida, Lamiales, Lamiaceae. Gene Ontology annotation, molecular function: transmembrane protein transporter activity; protein binding. Gene Ontology annotation, cellular component: TIM22 mitochondrial import inner membrane insertion complex; chloroplast inner membrane. Gene Ontology annotation, biological process: protein targeting to chloroplast; protein insertion into mitochondrial inner membrane.
AGCUCUCUUUCUAAAACCUUCCCCAAAAAUCUCACUACACACCUAAAUCCUCUCGCAAAUUCACCCUUGAUUAGAGGGGGAAAGCAUCUGGAAAUCGCCUACACUAAAUCUCGAAUCGCGGUUGAAAGCUUGCAAGGAUUCAUGGCGGUGGAAGUCCCAACGAAGGCCGGCGGGUUGAUGGGAAAUUCUCAGCAAAAUCCGGUGGCUUUGGUGCAGGCCAAGCUCAAGGAGGUGGAAUUGAAGUUCAAAGGGUGGUUGGCGAAGCAGUCUCUCCCGGUUGAGGCCGCCGUCGUCACCGUCACCAGCGCCGCCCAAGGCGCCGCUAUUGGCGCCUUUAUGGGAACGAUCACUGGCGGCGACGGGAACUCACUUCUCAUGCCGCCUCCGAACGCUGCUAACCUUAAUCCCGAUGCUAUGGCGUCGCUCAAACAGGCGCAGGCUCUUGCUGGAGGUCCAUUUGUACAAGCUCGCAACUUUGCUGUCAUGACAGGUGCAAAUGCUGGUAUUUCUUGUGUUAUGAAACGAUUGAGAGGCAAGGAUGAUGUUCAAACCAGUAUGGCUGCAGCUUUUGGCUCCGGGGCCUUGUUUUCAUUAGUAAGUGGUAUGGGUGGCCCGAAUCCAGCAGCAAAUGCUCUUACAUCUGGUCUUUUCUUUGCACUUGUUCAAGGUGGAAUUUUCCAGUUGGGUCAGAAGUUUUCACAACCACCAGCUGAAGAUCUGAAUUAUGUGAAAACGAGAUUGAUGCUGAACAAUCUUGGCCUGCAGAACUACGAGAAGAAUUUUAAGAGAGGACUGUUAACGGAUACCACACUGCCACUGAUAACUGACAGUGCUCUCAGAGAUGUGAAAAUACCUCCUGGACCAAGAUUGCUCAUUCUGGAGCACAUAGAGAGCAGGGAACCUGAGUUCAAAAACAGGCGAAAGGGGCCUCGUUGAAGGGCUACUGCAACGACACACACUACUUGCUAUGGUACGAUUGUGUUGCUAGAGAAGAGAUUAGUAUCUUUUCUAAGAGAGAGAGAGUUGGCGAGAAUUUUGCACCAUGGCUAAGUUAUGUGGUAGAAUGUUGUGUUAGAUUUUUUUUAUUUGGGAUCUUAAUUAGAGAAAUGUGAUUUUCCUCAGUUAUGUCCUUCGCUAUAUUCAAGCAAGUGUUGUUGAUUGAAA